Messenger RNA from Uranotaenia lowii, 1689 nucleotides. RefSeq lists its product as uncharacterized. NCBI's taxonomy places the organism in Eukaryota, Metazoa, Arthropoda, Insecta, Diptera, Culicidae. The transcript is spliced from 2 exons. Bases 1 to 1689 code for a protein of 562 amino acids. The record is from RefSeq and is a predicted model, not a curated record.
AUGUCAGAAAAUGAAGUGGGUAACAAUAGUUUGCUCAAUCUUGAGCUGGCCAAGCUGCAGGAUAUCCUGGAAAACAUGGAUAAAACCAUUUACAGUAGAAUCGAAGAUCAAAAUAGUGACUCUGAAUGCCGCAAACUGCUUAAACAAAUCAACUUGAGAUUGCGAUCGAUGACGCAGCAUUACAAGCUCAUGAACAAAGGAUAUACUAGUGACGAACAGCUGAAGGAAAUGGUUAAAGGCUAUAAGAAUCAAGUGAGCACCCUGGAAGGCGAAAUUGCUCAAUUAAAAGAACACAUCGAAGCUGAUCAACGGAAAAUUAUCGAUGAACUAGAAGAGCAAAUUGGAGAAUUGGAUGAAACAGCAGGUAAACUGGAAAACAAACUGCGUUUCGUAAAAUCCAAAGCAGAUGAAGUCAGAAAAGAGCUGUGCAUCGAAUAUUUGUCUUCCAAUAAUUUGGAUAACGCCAUCCACCAUAUGAAGAAAAUGACUUCUCGUUACCUCAUGAACAUUAUUCACACCAUGGUUGAGCACCAUAAAACUUCCAACUUUGUCAAUCUUAUCCUUUUUGCUGCUGAAUAUCCGGAUUUGGACGAUCGAGUAGAAGCAUUCAUAACUCUUCUCAACAUCUCAUUUGUCGACAUGAACAUCAAAGAGAAGGAUUUGGUACUAAUUGAAACAAUGGUUUAUCGAUUGCUCGACCUGGUCGUUGAUGGAUCUCAAAUCACCGACGAAAAGUUAAACCAGAUGAACCAAAGCUCGCACGUAUUCGCAUCCAUGGCAUCCGGUUCCUAUAAGAAAUGGAUCGAUCAGCUUUCAGAAGGAAUGUUGCAGGAUUUGAAGGUACAUUUCGAAUCAUUCCAUCCGAAACAAAUCGUUCAUUUGGAUUCUUUUCUGAAGCGCAAAUUUCUUGAGUUGACGGAUAGCAUGGCAAAGUUUGAUAUGAUAAGAAAUUACGUCAAGCUGCUAGGAAUGACCCACGGAAUCAAUCAGCAUAGAGGGGCGCUUAUUUUGCUGGAUCAAAAGAUUUCCUACACGCUGAUGACGAUUAUGUCAAUCGGUAUGGACGAUAGUUAUACCAAAUCUGAAGAAAUGAAAACUAUCGUAGAAAUGAUAAAACCAAAACUGCCCGAAAGUUUACGAGUCAUUGAAAAUUGCACAAAAGCGAUACAAAUUUUCCAAAAAAAAUCCAACAAAUGUAUUCAAAUAUCCAACCAAGUGGUAAAACAAUUCAAGGAUGUGUUCCAAAAAAAGCAAGUUGGAAAUCUUCAAAAAAUUGUUGUAACGGGCAAAACAGCCGAUUGUACUACGUUCCAAAUAGUGCCAACUCCGGAUAAAAGAUAUGUUGAAUUGAAAACUGCCGAUGGAACCGCGCUUUCGGCAAUUGAUUCAUUUACGCCCGGAAUUGUUUCCUACACCAGCUACGUGGGAGUCAAACAGGUUCCCUUGCCGGGGUUUAAGUCAGAAACCGAUUCCCGCUGGUUGAUUGAGCCGAACUAUAGGAAUAAUACCCUGAAGAUUACUUCUGAAUUCAAUGUGUACUGGCAUAAAAGGACAAGGGACUACCUGAUCACAGAGCGGAUCGAUAAUGCUGAUACGGUGGUGCUGCAAAGAUACGCCUAUUACCAGGUCGACUUUGAAGGAAGAGAACGGCUGUCGGAUUGGAUUUUGAAGUGUUCCAGUAACGCAUGA